Messenger RNA from Scatophagus argus, 5738 nucleotides. It is a transcript of the gene mllt10, whose product is annotated as MLLT10 histone lysine methyltransferase DOT1L cofactor. The coding region runs from base 208 to 3501 and encodes 1097 amino acids. The record is from RefSeq and is a predicted model, not a curated record. Gene Ontology annotation, cellular component: nucleus. Gene Ontology annotation, molecular function: histone binding; nucleosome binding. Lineage: Eukaryota; Metazoa; Chordata; Actinopteri; Scatophagidae. Gene Ontology annotation, biological process: regulation of transcription by RNA polymerase II. The transcript has 21 exons.
CCCCAUCUUCUUCACACCGUCGCGCCGUGAAGUGGAUGUUUUGGUGAAAAAAUACGCUGUCGAAAAGAGACGUAAACACGUUUAAAACAUGACAUUUCGACCGAGUGGGACCUAAAGCAUUUUAGUCGAGGGGAAGAGGGGCGUCUUCAGCCACGGUUUCGCUGUAUCUGUAUAUCUUAUUCUUCCGCAUGUCCGCUUUCUUCGUAGAUGGUCUCCGGCGAGCGUUGUCUGGCGGUGGACGACGAGUUCUCGACGAAUAAUAUGAAGGAGAUGAUCGGUGGUUGUUGUGUUUGCUCAGACGAGAGAGGCUGGGCGGAAAACCCGCUUGUCUACUGCGACGGACAUGGCUGCAACGUCGCCGUGCAUCAGGCCUGCUAUGGCAUCGUUCAGGUGCCCACUGGUCCUUGGUUCUGCAGAAAAUGUGAAUCUCAGGAGAGAGCAGCCCGCGUGAGAUGUGAGCUGUGUCCCCACAAAGAUGGAGCCCUCAAGAGGACCGAUAACGGAGGCUGGGCCCAUGUAGUCUGUGCCCUAUAUAUACCUGAGGUGGAAUUCGCCAACGUCUCAACUAUGGAGCCCAUAGUACUCCAGUCUGUGCCUCAUGAGCGCUACAACAAGACAUGUUACAUCUGUGAGGACCAGGGCAGAGAGAGUAAAGCAGCCACUGGAGCCUGUAUGACCUGCAACAAACAUGGCUGCAGGCAGGCCUUCCAUGUCACAUGUGCCCAGUUUGCGGGGUUGUUAUGUGAGGAACAAGGAUCGGACGCAGACAAUGUCAAGUACUGUGGAUAUUGCAAAUACCACCACAGCAAGUUGCGAAGGAGCAGGGGCCGUGGUAGUAGGUCUCAAAGCUUAAGUGACUCUUCCACUCAGUGUAUGGAUAGACCCCCAGACGAGGACAAGAAGAAACACAAAGAGCGGGACAGGCACAAACCCAAACACAAGAAGACUAUGGACAUGUCGCCCUCCCUCGUCCUUCCAAACAUCAUGGUCCCAGACAAGACCUACAACAGCAGCAGCUCAGGGGGGGGAGUCACCUCUCUGCCGACACCCUCACAGAAACGACUGGACGACGGCAGCGCCCGUUUCACCAACGCCAACUUUCAGGAAGUGUCGUCUGCUCACUCCGGCAGCAGUUCCAAAGACGGCUUGGCUGCAGACGCUGGGAAGGCAUCGUCUGAGGUGAAGAACAAGAAGAACAGUGGCGGAAGUCAUGCGGUGGGACAGCGGGGCGGCCGCAAGUCUCUCACCUCCUCAGGGAAGCCCCUCCCUUCCACCGUGGUCACCAUGGCAACCUCCUCCACAUCUGCCUCUGCUUCCACUGGGCCUUUCCACCAAGGCCUCCUGUUGACCAGUGCCAGCAAGAUGCCUUCUGUUCCUUCCUCCUCAGACUUCCUCAGCUUCUCAGAUUCAUCGUUGCGUCCAGGAAGCGGGACUACAUUCUCCUCGCCGCCAUCUUUUAGCAGCUGCCUUCUGAAGCCAAGCUCGGAGGGCGGAGCUUCAGAGGGAACUACGACACUCUUCGGGUCUCUGAUGUCUGCCACCACAGCUUCUGCAGUGGGCGGGAAGCUGUAUGAGAAUUCCCACAGUCACGCAGCCAGUGAGACGACAAGCCUCGGUGGGUCCGCUGGCUACAAACGGCCCCAGCCCUCCAGCUCAGGGCCGGGGAUCGGAGGAGCAGCAGCAGGAGGAGGGGAAGAUGGGGGGAAGAAGAAAAAGAAAGGCAACUGGCGAAACAGAUUUGGACCUUGCUUCACCACAGAUGUGAAGCCUUCAGAGCCUGCUCCCUCCCUGACUGUCUCCACCUCCUCCACGGCCAGCACCUCCUCCUCCUCCACUGCCUCCCUGUCUUCCUCCUCCUCAUCUUCGGUGCUCUCAGGCCGGCAGGGCUUAGUAUCCAGCAGUGGAUUAGGAGUGGGAGUUGGGGGAGGAGGGGGAGGAGUAGAGAGGGGGCUGGGGGUCAUGGGUGUCAGCAGUGGGAUUCAAAAAUCCCCGUCACUCCUCAGGAAUGGAAGUCUACAAACCAACAGUGGCUCCGCCCCUUCUGGGCCAGGUGUCUUCUCUGGUGCUGAUGGGUCAUCAUCGGGGACAGGACCCGUCGCCGUGGGCGGAGCCAGCUCCGAGUUGUCCCAGCAACAGCAGCCCACGCCUUCACUAGCUCCGCCUUCUCCAUUCACUGCCACCGCACCGCUAACCAGCACAGCCUCCACACACGUGAGCGGCCUGCCAGGAUCCGUCUUCAACCUCGCGCCCUCCCACAUGUUCGGUAACAGACUGAACCCCAACUCGGCCAUGGCGGCUCUCAUCGCCCAGUCCGAGGCCUCACCAGCAGAUCAGGAGGUGGGAGACGGCGGCGUCGGAGCUCAGGGCUUCUCCAGAAGAGCUUCUCCUAAGACCACCCCGCGCUCUCCCAUUGGUGGCCUGCAGAUCCGCUAUGACUCCUCGGGGUCGUUGCCGGGGCCGGGGCUGGGGUUGCUAGGGGCGGGGGCAGGCGGCGGGGAGACGGUGCCCCCGGUGGCCACCAGCAUAGAGCAGCUCCUGGAGAGGCAGUGGAACGAGGGGCAGAACUUCCUGCUGCAGCAGGGAGCGCAGGGAGAUGUGGUGGGCAUGUUGAAGUCCCUCCACCAGCUGCAGGAGGAGAACAGGAGGCUGGAGGAGCAGAUUAAAACUCUGACCAUGAAGAAGGAGAGACUGCAGCUUCUCAGCGCUCAGCUAUCAGUGCCUUUCACCCCCUCCACCACCUCCUCUGAUGUGAAAGGGUCUCACCUGGGAGUCACUGACUCGUCGUUACCUGUGGCAGCUCAGGACAGUGUGUCAUGUGGCGGCCACAGCAGUAGUGGCUCCACCUCGUCCCUCUCCACCCCUCCCUCCGUCUCCCAGAGCCCUCCCCAGCCGCAGCUGAACGGCGUUGCUGCUGUGGGAGUGGCCCCCACCGGUCUGGGCGGGGUGGCGGGGCUGAUGGGCGCUCUGGGUGCAGGGAGCGCGCUGGGCAUGGGGGGGAUUGUCGGGGCGCUGAACGGGGUGAUCCAGACGCCGACGGGCACCGCCAGCCCUCACCCACACACUACAGGAGCAGCUACAGGCGUCACGUUACCCGUUAAUAACAGCUCAGCAACUAGUAAGAACAGCGCCGCACGGCUCGGCCUGCUGUCUGAGCAGCACAGACUCCUCCUGCAGCAGCAUCAGCUCCAGCAGCUGCUGUCCUCGCAGCCUUCAGCGGAGCAGCAGCAGGUGUUGCUCUACCAACUGAUGCAGCAGCAGCAGGACCUCCAGCAGCUGCAGUCCCUCUCCUCCUCUGCCCAGAUUCCCUCCAUCCCGCUCUCCUCCGCUCAGCUGCCCAUCAACAACCUGCUGCCCAGCGCCCAGAGCCAGGGCCAAAGCGCCAUCACCGCCAACCCCUUCCUGGCGCUGCAGCAUGCACAUGCUGACACACACGCCUCGGGGGCACAGAAGCCGCGGCUUACCGAGAAGGCGGUGGGCGUCGCAGGGCAGGAGAAGACAUGACGGCAGAUGCUCUGUUUGGAUUUUUUUGUUGUUGUGAUCUUUUUUUGUUUUAAAUAAAUAUGCAGAGUUUUGGGGAGAUCUGCCUCUUGGUCAGCGUUGUAGUUCAGCGAUGAGAUCACUGGCAGCAGAGAAAUCUGUGUUCCUGGAACAUUAGUCUUUUCAGUUGCCUGCGCUAGUACGUUAGCGCACGCUAAGGUGAGUGAUAGCAUUUAUUUGCAGUCACUAAGUCACUUUGGUUGACUUUUUCCGGGUUUAUUUUUUCAACUCUUUCAGGUCACAGUCUUUACACAGCGUUUUGUGUCGAUCUUUUCUAUUUAUUUCCAACUGGUUUUAGUUGUUUUUUUUUGUUUUGUUUUUUUAAGUUUUAGGUUUAGUGCCGCUUCAGGUUCUUAUUUUGUCAAUGAUUUGAUUUUCAUUCGGUAUCACUGGUAGCAACGUAGCAUGUUAGCGUCAGUAAAUAAGCACAUGUUGUGUCCGUUCUCCCAGCAGCUCAGCUUUUCCUUUAAUUAGUUUCUCUCAGUAUUUUCCUCUCUGAUCUCAUCCUUCUCCUUUCUCUUCACGUUUAGUCUUUCCCUCGUUGCUGUGUCAUAUGUUUUGCAUCAUUUGCCGUCUUUUCCCGCGUUUCGCUCUCGCUGCUUCCCCUUCCUGCACGCUCAGCAUCCCUCUCGGUCAGGUCUCUCUGCUGUCUCACUCUCUCAGGGGCCUCAGCUAUCAGAGCUGUGCACUCGGCACGCAAACUAGCACACACAGAACUACAAGCGUAAAAUGAAAAAUAGCAGAAAUACAUAUACAUAUAAAAAAAUAUGAAUAAAUAUACUACAGUUCCCUACCACAGGACUUAACAGUAGCAGAUGUAUGUCUGACAUCUGUCUCGCAGCGGUCUCAAAGGGAAUACUGAGCGAGAGGCUUGUGGAAAUAUCCCACAUGUUCUUGCUGUUGCCUCUCUGCUCGUGUCUCCUUCCCUCCGUUUGUGCAGAUCCAUUAAUGUCAGUGAGCCAAUCCUCGUACGGUCACCGCAGAAGCCUUGCUUUCGACUGUCUGUUCUCUGGGCCAGACGCAGGGGGCUCACUCAGGGAAGUGAAAUGUGAAAAAAGAGAAACAGCCAGUUGAAUGUUCAGAGGGAUGCAUUAAUCCACUCAGCACGCACUGACGGAGAGAGAUUAUGCAUUUGGUUGUCAGCGCAUGGAAGUCAUUACAUUUCAUCCUCCUGAUUGAGCCCCCCGCUGCACCUACCUCUCGAGCAGGACCUAAAAGGCCGACAGCAGCGGCCGCUUAAAAAAUAAAUAAAUAAAUAAAUAAAAACAACCCACAGCAGUCAGGACUGGCCUAUCAGGGUCCAAACCCAAGUGCCUGAGGCCAAGGGCGGAAAGCGGGAUUUACUUUCCUUUCACCCGUGUCCCUGUCACUCAGCCCAGUCCUUAACAACUCGUAAUGAAGCUACAAAAGAUUUACAAAAAGACUUGUUAACGUCAGUCUGGACGUCUCUUUAAUAAAACCAGGAAAUAUUAUUCUGCUGCAUUCUCUAAUAUCAAAGCCAACUUUUUAUUGCGCUUUUUAUUUAUUGGGAGUUUUGUUUGUGUAACGGGCAUAAGAUGAUAUAUUUUAAAAACCUGCUGGUGUUGCAAUUAAACAUCAUUUUGUACUACUGUGUAAAGUUUUGUUUGUCCUUUUGUUUUUCUCAUACAGUCGAAUCUUGCUGUAAGCCCUUUUAAUGACUUCUGUGUUGUGUUUGAAAGCUCGAAGCGGCUUGUUAGUUGGCUGAUGGGGGCCAGGGUGUGGCUGUAUAUAGCUGUUUGUAGGGGGGCAGGAAGUGUGUCCGGGGGGGGGUGCGUUCAGUGGCACAGUUUUUACCUCGUUAAGUGUACAUAGACCUUUUCUCUUUGGCCGUUGGUGUAUAUAAGUGAUUGUGAUUGGCCGUGCUGGUGUGAAGGAAAGCCAAUGAAGCCUCAGUUUGUGUGUGUGAAUCUUUUUAAGACCAGACAAAAAAGGUUGACAGUGACUGGACACACAAAGUAUUAAUUUAUUUUUAUAUGUUCAGGGACAUUGUGUUUCUUUUUUAAGUUUUGCACCGUUUUUUCUUGAUGAGAAGUCAUUUUAUACUUGGGGCACCGUGUUUUCAUCUGUGCACACCUUUGUUUAGAUCAGUUUUGUACAAGUGGAACAUAAUGGGUGAGGAGGGGGAAGAUUUGACAUUGUAUUUCAAACACCAAAAUAAAGAAACACUAUGGAUAAAGUAA